Messenger RNA from Phacochoerus africanus (Common warthog), 2043 nucleotides. It is a transcript of the gene ZDHHC19, whose product is annotated as zinc finger DHHC-type palmitoyltransferase 19. Gene Ontology annotation, cellular component: endoplasmic reticulum; Golgi apparatus. The record is from RefSeq and is a predicted model, not a curated record. Lineage: Eukaryota; Metazoa; Chordata; Mammalia; Artiodactyla; Suidae. Gene Ontology annotation, molecular function: protein-cysteine S-palmitoyltransferase activity. Bases 709 to 1941 code for a protein of 410 amino acids. The transcript is spliced from 8 exons. Gene Ontology annotation, biological process: protein targeting to membrane; peptidyl-L-cysteine S-palmitoylation.
ACAGACAGACAGACAAACAAAAAGCUUAUAGUGUGGGAAUCCUCCAAAUACAGAGUGGUUCUGACGCUCACUAGCUAAAACAAAUGACAAACAUCAGCUAUAUGUAACAGAAACCCCAGUUAUUUUCUCACAUAAUAAGCAGCUCAGAGGGAGAGAGUUCAAGGCUGGGGCAGUGACUCAGUAUCAUCAGUGUCAUUCUGUCUGUGCCCCAUGUCGACUUAUUGCCUAAUGGGUCAAGGUGGACCCCGCCAGCAUGUUUAGGUUCAAAACAGGAAGAAAGGGACAGAGCUGUACCAACUGUGUCCUUUUCCCUUUUAUCAGGAAAGCAAAAGCCUUUCUAGAAACAUCCACUUAUGUCUUAUUGACCAGAAUUGUAUCAUGAAGCCAACCCUGGAAACGAGGGACAAUUUAGCUGCCUCCUCCUGCAAAGUGUGAUUUUGUAAUGACGAAAUGGAAAAAAUGAAGCUAGAACAACGAACACCAUUUUCUUCAAUUAGCACCAAACCUAAAGGGCGAGUAGAAUCAGCUACUCUCUCCCCACCAUGUGUUUCUCUAAUGUCAUGUGUUCUCCAAGCUGACCUCCCAGCGACAGGACCUCUCAGGCCCUAGUACCAGUAUGUGCGGGGGGUUGCUGUUGGAAGUGACAGUCACAGGCUGCAGACGGUUCUACAGGAGAGCCCCUCGCCCCCAUUCUCCUCGGCCUCUGUGAUGUCACACUGGGGCUUCUUUCUUUCCACCCUGGGCUGUGCUUCCGAGGCUGCUGUGGCAUGGAGCUCCUGGAACCGGCAGAGGGGAAGGAGCCUACUGUCUCUGAUCUCCCCUGGGUGCACGGGAGGUCCAGCCAUGCCGCUCGUGAAGGAUGCCAUGCCCCUUGUGAAGGAGCCCCAUUCCCCCCCUCAGGCCCCCCUCCCCUGGAUGCUCCCAAGCUUGUUUGCCGCUUUCAACGUGGUGCUGCUGAUCACUUUCAGUGGCCUCUUCUUCGCAUUCCCGUGCAGGUGGCUGGCCCAGAAGGGGGAAUGGGCCUUUCCCAUCGUCACAGGCCUCCUCUUUGUCCUCACCUUCUUCAGUCUCAUUUCACUCAACUUCUCAGACCCUGGCAUUUUGCAUCGAGGCUCCAACGAACAAGGCCCCAUGGUGGUACAUGUGGUAUGGGUGAACCACAGGGCCUUCCGCCUGCAGUGGUGCCAGAAGUGCUGCUUCCACUGCCCACCCCGGACCCACCACUGCCCCUGGUGCAACAUUUGUGUGGAGGACUUUGACCACCACUGCAAGUGGGUCAAUAACUGCAUCGGCCACCGCAACUUCCGCUUCUUCAUGCUGCUCGUCCUGUCCCUGUGCCUCUACUCGGGCGCCGUACUGGUCACCUGCCUGAUCUUCCUGGUGCGCACGACCCAUCUGCCUUUCUCCAUGGACAAGGCUAUCGCCGUUGUGGUGGCUGUACCCGCCGCCGGCUUCAUGGUGCCACUCUUCCUGCUGCUGCUGAUCCAGGCCAUGUCCGUGAGCGCGGCUGAGCGCUCCUACGAGGGCAAGUGCCGAUACCUGCAGGGAUACAACCCCUUCGACUACGGCUGUGCCAGCAACUGGUAUUUAACAAUCUGUGCACCGCUGGGACCCAAGUACAUGGCCGAAGCCGUCUGGCUGCAGAGAGUGGUGGGGCCUGACCAGGUGCCCACCCAGAACCCGCACUUCCCGACGUCCCCCUCGGCGCUCAGUCUCCCAGCCCUCCCUGGGCCUGAGUCUAGCCCCCAGCCCCAAUCUCUGGGUCUCUACAAACCAGGGAAGGGUGCCCCCGGGAGUGGUGAGGCCGCAGCCCUGCAGGAGUUUCACGCAGGCCCGGUGCUGCCCCUGCCGAGGGAGGCCUCCAGACGAGGCUCCGUCCACCUCUUGCCCUUUCGCACGGGGCGAUGCCAGGAGCCCCUGAACCCGAACCUCCCCUCCUGAGCCCUUCGUAGAGACCUCUGUGGCCUGCCCUUGCCACUCCCCUGGCGGGAGUGCUGAGACCUCGCCCUCCACACUCCCCGAAGCCCAUUAAAUAGUCUUUGC